Racocetra fulgida is the source of this 2547-nucleotide messenger RNA. NCBI's taxonomy places the organism in Eukaryota, Fungi, Glomeromycota, Glomeromycetes, Diversisporales, Gigasporaceae. The record is from the annotation of a GenBank genome assembly.
AAACCCAAAGAAAAACAACCCCGCCUUGGAGGAAUUCUAGAUGAUAAUGUUGACUAUUCAUCACUUGAUAAUGUAGAAGAAGGUCGCCCACUUCUACCAAAAAGAUUUCCGCGUACUUGGAUUCUUUCAGCAUUCUAUGAGGAUAGAUUAAAAACCUCAUUGGAUGAAAUCGGUGGAGUCAUAAGGUUCCUCCCUAUUUCUCAAUCUCAACCAAGUAAUGAAAUUGACUUGAUAAUAAUUCACAUGCCAUUAUUUCACCGAAGUAUAGAAAAACAUUAUUUUGUUGUAGAAAAGGUGGAAUUCUUGGAACUCUAUAGUUUAAAAACCGGUGAACUCCAUAAGCUCUUUCAUGUACGAAAAGAAUUAUCUCAGUUGAUUACAGGCGGAAAUUCUUUGGUCGAAAUUUCGAAAAAUGAUGUGCUGAUGGCUUAUUGUAGUGGUACUAAUAGCAUAUCAUUAUAUUUGAUGGAAAAUUCAUUAGAAAUUGCAACUCAAAUGUUUCCGAAUCUUUAUAGAAUAAACUCAUUAGAUUUUAUUCAUGAUGACGAAAAAUUACUUAUAAUUGGUGAAGAAGAGAGCAUUGAAAAUGAUGAAUUGAUUACAGUUUUUGUGAUUUGGGAUUUAUUUAGUGCAUCAGAAAAGUCUAUUAUAACUAUUAAGGAUACUGAAAAACUAAUCCCAACAAAAUUUCAAGAUUAUUAUUAUAGAUUUUCCAGCGCUAGUGGGAAUAUUGUUUGUAUAGAUGAAGAAAAUGGAAAUGUAUUUUCAAUUCUUGAUCAUCCCUCUCUACAAGACUCUUUAAACCCGCCUCCGAAUUCAUUAUCAGGGCUUAUUCAAUUGAAUUUUCAGGAUGCUCGAAAACAAAUGGAUCAAGUUAAUCAUAUAAUUUUUACUCAAGAUGGAAAAUUCUUUGAUGCAAGACAAGAACCAAGAGAUGUUAUUAUUGUAUAUAGUACAGAACCUUGGGUCCGUUUUGGACAAUAUCCUCGUAUAUCUGCUUAUCUUAAUGAUGAUAAAACUUAUCAAGUAAUUAUUGGACAAACAACAAUACAAGUAUGGAGUAGAACUGAUGAUUUAAUCAAAAGAAGAUUAGAGUACAUCUGGACAAGUGUUGAUAAGACAGAAUUUGAUAUUCAAAGCAUUUCAAUCGGUAAUGGAGAAUUUUUCAUAGAUAUAUCGUUUCCAGAUAAAGGAAACGUCCAAAUUCAUUGGCCUUAUAACCGUCACACCUUGAAAGAUGCGUGUACUGCUCUUGAAUAUUUUUAUUCUAGACGAACUGAACCAACAUCAAUGAGGAAAAAACAUAUGUUUAAUAUAUUAGUUAGACAAACAACUGAUAUGUUAAUGAGAAUUAUGACAACAAAUCCAGAUCUUUGGAGAAUGACUGAUGCCAGAUAUGAAAUAAUGCAAUCUUUAAUUCGUGGUCGAUGUGUUUCUUUGAUCAAAAAAAUUUUAUCCGAAGGUUAUCACGGAACUAAUUUAGCAAUGGGAAAAAAUUUGCACUUUCCUAGACAAUACGAAUGGCCUUUAGAACCAAAAAUAAGUGAUUUAGAACUAGCCAUUAAAUGCGCUGGAGCUAAUCGUAAUGAUACUGUUAUAGUUGGAUAUCUAUUGAAUUAUUAUUCUGAUAACGCGAUGAAUAAUGCUGGUUGGAUGACUACUGUAUCUUCAGCACUCCCGGAAUUAUAUGAUCAUAACAUGGAAAUAAACGUUGAUGUUUCUUUUAUAAAUCCCGAGGAUUUGCAUGAAGCACAUUAUAAAACCAUUCAUGCUUUGGAUCUCAAACCAGCUCUUUUACGCAAAUCGGUCAUAAGUCCUGAACAACUUAAAAAAAAAUUAUCACUUAUUAAAGCAAUUUCGAGUUUAAAAGGCAUGUUUUCGUUCGAACAACUUGCUAGGGAAGCGGAAGAAACAUACAAGAAUUUCACCGUGUAUCCUCAGGGCGUUGUUAAAGAUCAUACCAAAAUUCCUUUACUACUACGAAUUUUAAGAGCGUUAAUUUGGCCACGCGCAUAUGAUAUCACUGAAGACUCACAGUGUAGUCCGUUCCUUCGUACAAUCUGUCGUGAUAAGAGCGAUGUGGUAUUUAGUAAUCCUGCGAUAGCCGCAAUAAUUGAUUACAAAUGGUCAACAGCCCGUGCAUUCGAAGAUGCUCAAUCAUCUGGCGAAGAUGCAGUUUUGAAAUACAGAGCGGAUCUAAUUUUUGAGUAUGAGACUUUGGUAAAACUAUUUGGCAAGACACGUGAAGAUUCACGUUACAUUUACUACGUUGGAAAAUCUGAUGAUCUAGAUCAGUGGUUAUCAAAAGUCGAAGAAUAUCAGUUAACACAUAGAUCUUUGCUUGACGAAGAAGUCGAUUUAUCAUCAGAUUGGAGCACUACGCAGCUUUUAAAAGUUAGUAGUGAAUCGCAAAGUGGCAUUAGUGACAGAAAACCCCCUCGGGAACUUGACGUUAAAAGUCAGCCUGGCAUUGAUGAUUUACGAGAUAAGAUUAAAAGUAUGGAAUAUAAAAUUGAAAAGAUUUUAGAGUUGUUGAUAAAAGAUUAG